AUGGAUGAGGAGAGGACAGCUCUUCAAGAAAUUACAGAAUCUAUGAUCUAUGGACAUGAUUCUAACGAGUAUUCAUAUCGGUCCAGAUUCUUUGAUGAUUGUUGCAGGUGGGAAGGUGUUCAUUGUAGCCCCACAAACUCUCAAGUGAUUGGAAUUUAUUUCUACUUCAUCAAGAAAGAUAGUGAAGAACAGUGGUUUCCGGAUAUGAGUUUAUUUUCUAAACUCAAGCAGUUGCAAGAAUUGCAUCUCGUAGGGAACAAUAUUGGUGGACUGGAUAAUCCUGAAGCAAUAUGUGAACUUGCUAACUUACAACGGUUGGAUCUUUCAAUUAACUCAAUUGAAGAAGAAGUACCACCUUGUUGGGGCAACAUGCCAUCGCUUCGAACUCUAGACUUGUCGAAGAAUGAGUUCCGGGGAAAGCUUACUUCCAUCCUUGCAAAUAUAUCAAAAAACAUUGAAGUCAUUGACUUUUCUCAUAACCUUUUCAAAGGUUUUGUGCCCUUUUCCAUCCUUGCAAACCUUUCCAACCUCAAACAUCUAGGUCUUUCCUACAAUUACCAUUUAGAAGUUGAAACAGAAGAUCCAAUUUGGCACCCUUCUUUCCAAGUACAACAUUUGCUUUUGGCUGAUUGCAAUCUGAACCAUCAGAGUGGUAAAGGAAUUCCUAGGUUCCUUUCAACACAAUAUAACCUGCAAACCUUGGAUUUAUCCAGUAACUCGCUGGUUGGAAAUUUUCCUACUUGGCUUUUUCAGAAUGUUUCUUCUGUAUUAAGCCUGAGAAGCAAUUGCUUUGUUGGUCAAUUCCCUGAACAGCUCCAAUCUACACUGUCUACGUUAGAUAUCUCUGACAAUCAUUUUGAUGGCCAUCUGCCAUUACACUUUGAUAUAAUUCUCCCUCAGCUGUUUGAAUUCAAUGCCUCCUCCAAUCAAUUUUCUGGCAAUAUUCCCCUUUCUGUAGGUGAAUUGAAACAUUUAGAAAGGGUAGACUUGUCUAACAAUCGCCUCUCUGGACCUGUCCCUGGUGGUCUAACCCAAAAUUCAACAUUAUGGUACUUGAAUCUCUCAAACAAUAGCUUGGAAGGUGAGCCGCUUGCUGUAAAUUGCAACAUGCCAAAAUUGCAUUGGUUGCUGCUUCACAAUAAUCACUUUGUGGGGGAAUUUCCAGCUUGCUUGUCCAACAGACAUCUUCCCAAGGAACUAUGCGAAAUGCAAAAGUUACAGUUCUUGGAUUUCUCAAACAAUAGAUUCUCGGGGAACAUUCCUCCUUGCCUCCAUAAAAGUUUAGUAUGGAAAAACAAGAUCCAAGCAAACUCAUGGGUCCCUAUUGAUUUCACCACCAAAGGUAUUUCACGUUUGUACCAGGGAAUUCCCCUUACUCUAAUGACAGGGAUUGAUUUCUCAGUUAACACAUUGGUUGGGGCAAUUCCACAAGCAAUUGGUGAACUAUCAGAGCUUCAUUCUUUGAACCUCUCAAAUAAUCAUUUAACAGGCCAUAUUCCAACAUCUUUCAAAGAACUCAAUAAUUUGGAGAGCUUGGAUCUUUCCCACAACAAUCUGACGGGACAUAUACCUCCUGAAAUCUCCCAGAUGAGUACUCUCUCAAGGUUUUCUGUAGCCUUCAACAACCUCAGAGGAUCGAUCCCAUCUAGUACGCAAUUUUCAACAUUCUCUGAAAGCGACUUCGAAGGCAACCCAGAACUUUGCGGUGAACCACUACAAAGGAAAUGCUCGGGAAAUGACGAUGACGACGAUGGAAGAAAAGAAAACCCCAGUGAGAAAGCAGAGGAGAGGGUGUUUGAUAAGCCCUUGAUUUUCUUUUCAUUUGUGUUUAUAUCAUAUAGUUUGGGAUUCUGGGGUUUCCUUGCACCACUUUACAUCAGUGCAAAAUGGCGGAGAAAAUACUUUGCCACCAUUGAUGGAUGGAUUGAACAUCUUUUCUACAUAAUGUAUUUCAAAUUAGGCACUUAG
Gossypium arboreum is the source of this 1968-nucleotide messenger RNA. Its product is annotated as receptor-like protein 9a. The transcript is spliced from 3 exons. The coding region runs from base 1 to 1968 and encodes 655 amino acids. Gene Ontology annotation, molecular function: protein binding. Lineage: Eukaryota; Viridiplantae; Streptophyta; Magnoliopsida; Malvales; Malvaceae. The record is from RefSeq and is a predicted model, not a curated record.